AUGAACCGAAAUCUUAAUGAAGCAUUUGCUUAUUCUCAUUUCUUAAAUAUUGCAUCAGAAGUCCUCGUAGACUGUUGCUAUGUGCUCAUUAAAGUUGGCGUUAUCAUUGAUGAAUUCAGAUGGAUUCGUUUCGGAACAGUAGUUGGCUACAUUUUCUUUGUAUCGUUGCCGGCCGUUGCGUUGAGUAUUUACUAUAUUUGUAUUUGGGAUCCGGGCUAUGUCACAAAAGUACGACUUGAUUCGAUAUAA
Molecule: messenger RNA, 249 nt
Organism: Anisakis simplex (herring worm)
Lineage: Eukaryota; Metazoa; Nematoda; Chromadorea; Rhabditida; Anisakidae
Source: the annotation of a GenBank genome assembly